AAAAAACAAUAUAACAAAUACAUAUAAAUGCUUUUUCCGAUUGAAAAGUUUUUAAAUUACGUAAAAUAAAACGGUAUGUUUAAUUAAGUGAAGUAACAAGUGAUUUAAAGGUAAUAGAAAACUUUUUAUUUUUAUUAAAAUUUAUUAGUUAUAGUGUGAAAUAAUCGCGGCUAAAAUAAAUGAAAGUUAACUAGGCAGGCUGAAAGUUUCUAACAUGAAAUUCAUGUUUAAAAGUAAAAUAAAUAAAACAAAAAUUUAGACUGCUUUUAAGGACGAUUUCGUACAUAAUAAUGAAAUCUGUGAAAAACUAUGUAACGCGGAAAAAGUGUAGUUUGAGAAUGAACAAAUAAACUUUAGCGAAAGUGUAAAGUGCUAUUUUGAAAAUGUUUUCCUCGAGAAAAUUUAAAAUUUUCCUGGCUGCUCUGCUGCUCUUAUUGGUGGAGUCAAGCUGCGAGCAGGAGGCAAAGACUGGUACGGUGGAAUUUCUCAACACGAACAUAACGCGGCUGAACGCGCGAGUCAUCAGUGCGCGCGGCUACCGACUCCACCAAGUGGAGCAUUUGUUAGUUGUGAACGCAACAAAAUUAGAGCAUAUCGCUGUGGAAGAUCUGACAAAAAUGCCUUUCCUUAGAUCAUUGAGUAUAACCCAAGCACCUCUGUUGCACAAGAUAGCGCCGCUUCCGGCUCUGCCUGAACUGCGCACCUUAAUGAUCACAACAUCAGGGCUGAUAGAAGUGCCGAAUUUAAGCCACGUUCAUGACAACGGCGACGCGCACAAAUCCCAACAGUAUCUACAAGCCGUGGACCUGGAAUUUAACAACAUUCGUCGCAUUCCAUCGCAUGCGCUGCGAAUUCGCGCCGAUCAAGUGUCAUUGAACUAUAAUCUGAUAGAAGAGGUGCCUGCACAUGCGUUCAAAAACUCGCAAAUAUCAAAACUAAGUUUCAAAGGUAACACAAAACUGAGAAGACUAGAUGACCUAGCGUUUGCUGGAAAUCUAUUGUUGCGACAGUUAGACCUUAGCAACACGGCUGUAACUUACCUUCCUACCAAGGGGCUUGAAAAUCUCGAGACUCUCAAAAUAGAAAAAACUCCGAGCUUAAAGUACAUCCCUUCUAUUUACGAUUUUAGAAACCUGAGGGAAGCAUACCUGACGCACCACUUCCACUGCUGCGCAUUCCAGUUCCCCGAGCGACACAACCCCGCCAAACACAAGCUCUACGAGACACAGCUCGCUAUCAUGAAGCAGAGAUGCAACCAAAAUGCACAGAACCCUUCUCGAGAACUGAGAAAGCGACGAUCCACAAAUCCAACUUCAGCUGAAAAGUUAACGACGUUAUUGAGUGAAUGGAACGAUACGUCCACAGCCAGCUACGAGGAGGAGUGGGGCAGUGAAGAGUACUUCUCCGACUCGGGCAGCCUGGAAGACGAGCUGUCGGAGCAGUUCCACGCGCCUUUCAACAGCAGCCUGGGCGUCGCCUACUCCGUCGAGUGCGGGAACAUCGGAUCGAGCCGCCGUACAGUGAAAUGCACGCCGCAGCCAGACGCUCUCAACCCUUGUGAAGAUGUGAUGGGCUGGUCAUGGCUCAGAGCCAGUGUGUGGUUCGUGGUCGCCGCCGCCGUGGUUGGCAACACUGCUGUCCUACUGGUGCUUCUUACCAACCACACAGAACUAACAGUCCCUAGGUUCCUCAUGUGCCAUUUGGCUUUCUCCGACCUGUGCACGGGACUGUACCUUUUUAUGUUGGCAGUAGUGGACCUCAGAAGUUACGGAGAAUUCUUCAACUACGCUUACAAUUGGCAGUACGGAGUCGGAUGUAAAAUUGCUGGAUUCCUUUCCGUAUUCUCCGGACAGCUAUCAGUAUUUACGCUAACUAUUGUGACUUUGGAGCGAUGGUUCGCGAUAACGUACGCUAUUUAUUUAGAAAGGAGGAUAUCUCUGGGUGCAGCUGCCAAGAUAAUGAUUGGAGGAUGGAUGUUCUCUAUUCUAAUGGCUGGCAUGCCACUGGCUGGCGUUUCUGAUUACUCAUCAACGUCGAUUUGUUUGCCAGUGGAGAGUGAAGGAGUUGGUGACGCCGUGUAUCAAGGAUCUCUAUUUUUGACGAACGCAAUCGCCUGGGUGACUAUAGUAGUGUGCUAUGUACAGAUUUAUAGAUCUUUGGGUGGAGGAGGGGAGAAGUAUGGCGGUAGAGCGGCAGCGGCGGCGGCUGAACGACGGAUAGCCAAUAAAAUGGCUCUAUUGAUUGGUACAGAUUUGUUAUGUUGGGCACCGGUGGCUUUCUUUGGAGUGACAGCGUUAGCUGGCGUUCCUCUAGUCGACGUCAGCCACGGCAAGGUGUUGCUAGUUUUCUUUUACCCAUUGAACGCGUGUGCGAACCCGUUCCUGUAUGCGAUACUGACGAAACAGUAUAGAAGAGACCUCAUAACCCUGAUAGCUCGCACGGGUUGGUGCAGCUGGUUAGUUCAGCGGUACAAGAUGGCGGCCACCCCCCCUCCCACCGCGCACACCAACCCCUCCGCGCCCGCGCAGCUAUUACCGCUAGUAGAUUACAAUAGAUCAAUUUCCAUGAACAAGGAGAAUGGUGACGUUGAGAUUUUGUAACUAUAUUAGGUUAAUAAUUAUAAUUACUCUUGAUAUUGUUGUUAUAAGUAUUUAUUAAGAU
This is a messenger RNA of Maniola jurtina (meadow brown), 2661 nucleotides long. RefSeq names its product lutropin-choriogonadotropic hormone receptor (gene Lgr1). Gene Ontology annotation, biological process: G protein-coupled receptor signaling pathway. The record is from RefSeq and is a predicted model, not a curated record. Gene Ontology annotation, cellular component: membrane. Lineage: Eukaryota; Metazoa; Arthropoda; Insecta; Lepidoptera; Nymphalidae. The transcript is spliced from 13 exons. Gene Ontology annotation, molecular function: G protein-coupled receptor activity; protein-hormone receptor activity. The coding region runs from base 384 to 2600 and encodes 738 amino acids.